Molecule: messenger RNA, 726 nt
Organism: Ceutorhynchus assimilis (cabbage seed weevil)
Lineage: Eukaryota; Metazoa; Arthropoda; Insecta; Coleoptera; Curculionidae
Source: the annotation of a GenBank genome assembly
AUGGCAAAGGAAAAGAGUUUUGUUCCGUUUGCCCUAUUUUUGUUUCUUUGUUAUGCGAUACUUUGCUUCGGAGCUCCUACGACCGAGCAACCAUCAGAUAUUUACGAUAUGAAAAAGUCAGAGCUAAAGAAUCCACUGUCAACUAAAAACAGUGAGAAUGGAAAAUGGAAUAAUGUGUUCAGACCAAUUUUGGGAGAUACCUUGAGUAUCUCAAAUAUAAUAUUAGGCCCCAUAAGAAUGCUGAUUAUAAUUAUGAUUGACCUUGCUGAUCAUUUGAUACCACAAAGUAAAGGCAAAGACACGAAUAGCUCCUAUAGUGGUUUGGAGCAAUUUAAAGCUGAAAUUAAGGGUAUUGUACCAGGAACUAAAUGGUGUGGUGCUGGAAAUAUCGCCUCUAACUCAGAUGAUUUAGGAGCAGAUAGUGAAGUUGAUUCAUGUUGUAGAAAUCACGAUAUGUGUUCGUUAAAUAUUCCAGCGCGAUCUAGGAAAUAUGGUUUGAAAAAUGGUGGACUAUUUACUAGAUCAUCGUGUGACUGCGAUGCCGAAUUUUACAAUUGCCUCAAAAAUAAGCAGGAAAAACGGGCUGAUCAAGUGGGGGUAACAUAUUUUAAUACUCUUGGGCCACAAUGUAUCCAGAAGGUCGAUUGCAGCGAUCCUGAGAAAAAAUGUAGAAGACGCCAGAGAAAAGGAACCCAAUAUCAAUGGUCAGACAAUCCGAAAUAUUAA